AUGGCAGCACUGUGGGAGAUGUUAGGUGGUGCUGCUCUCCGGAGAGAACGAGUGUUCAGAGACCGCUCGAACCCGCUGGACCUCUAUGAUGAUGUCGACAUGUUCAAGAAAUACAGGUUCAAUAGAGAAGGACUUAUUUUCCUAAUCAACGAACUACAGCAUAACCUAGAGCGUACCACAAAGAGAAGCAAGGCUCUACCUGCCUCCCUGCAACUCUUUGUGGCAUUGCGUUUCUUCGCCACUGGAAGCGUGUUGGACAGUGCAGCGACCAUCCAUGGAUGCAGCAAUGCCACUGUAUCGAGAGUGGUCAGACGGGUGGCGGUUGCCAUCGUCGAAAAACAAGACGAAGGAAUCACCAUCCCAACUCAAGCAUCUACAUCUACAUGUAACUACCUGUCUCAGCUCCUAUCUACAUCCCACUUUGAAUUGCUCAACUACCUGUCUCAGCCCCCAUCGACCAGCCUCGGCUCCCAUCUAUACGUACAUCUACAGCCUCCAUCUACCAGCCUCAGCUCCAAUCUACAUCUACAGCCUCCAUCUACCAGCCUCAGCUCCAAUCUACAUCUACAGCCCCCAACUACCAGCCUCGGCUCCAAUCUACAUCUACAGCCCCCAUCUACCAGCCUCAGCUCCAAUCUACAUCUACAGCCCCCAACUACCAGCCUCGGCUCCAAUCUACAUCUACAGCCCCCAACUACCAGCCUCAGCUCCAAUCUACAUCUACAGCCUCCAUCUACCAGCCUCAGCUCCAAUCUACAUCUACAGCCUCCAUCUACCAGCCUCAGCUCCAAUCUACAUCUACAGCCCCCAACUACCAGCCUCGGCUCCAAUCUACAUCUACAGCCCCCAUCUACCAGCCUCAGCUCCAAUCUACAUCUACAGCCCCCAACUACCAGCCUCGGCUCCAAUCUACAUCUACAGCCCCCAACUACCAGCCUCAGCUCCAAUCUACAUCUACAGCCUCCAUCUACCAGCCUCAGCUCCAAUCUACAUCUACAGCCCCCAUCUACCAGCCUCGGCUCCAAUCUACAUCUACAGCCUCCAUCUACCAGCCUCAGCUCCAAUCUACAUCUACAGCCUCCAUCUACCAGCCUCAGCUCCAAUCUACAUCUACAGCCCCCAUCUACCAGCCUCAGCUCCAAUCUACAUCUACAGCCUCCAUCUACCAGCCUCAGCUCCAAUCUACAUCUACAGCCCCCAUCUACCAGCCUCAACUCCAAUCUACAUCUACAGCCUCCAUCUACCAGCCUCAGCUCCAAUCUACAUCUACAGCCCCCAACUACCAGCCUCAACUCCAAUCUACAUCUACAGCCUCCAUCUACCAUCCUCAGCUCCAAUCUACAUCUACAGCCUCCAUCUACCAUCCUCAGCUCCAAUCUACAUCUACAGCCUCCAUCUACCAGCCUCAGCUCCAAUCUACAUCUACAGCCUCCAUCUACCAGCCUCAGCUCCAAUCUACAUCUACAGCCUCCAUCUACCAUCCUCAGCUCCAAUCUACAUCUACAGCCUCCAUCUACCAUCCUCAGCUCCAAUCUACAUCUACAGCCCCCAUCUACCAGCCCCCAUCUACCAGCCUCAACUCCAAUCUACCAGCCCCCAUCUACCAGCCUCAGCCCCCAUCAACCUCCCAACUGGGAAUGAGAAUUGCCUAACUACCUAUCUCAGCUUCUCCUUGUGCCCCAUCCAUACCUCCCAAUCCGAUCCCUACAC
Strongylocentrotus purpuratus (purple sea urchin) is the source of this 1710-nucleotide messenger RNA. RefSeq names its product putative protein FAM47C. The transcript is spliced from 2 exons. The coding region runs from base 1 to 1641 and encodes 546 amino acids. The record is from RefSeq and is a predicted model, not a curated record. NCBI's taxonomy places the organism in Eukaryota, Metazoa, Echinodermata, Echinoidea, Camarodonta, Strongylocentrotidae.